CGCCUUGCGCCUGUUGUAGAAGCAACUAGGCUGCUUACUUCAACUCUUUCUCUGCUGUCUUUUUUUCUUCCCUCUGCCCUCUUUUCUUCUCUUCUUCACUUCUUUUUUUCACUUCAACUUUCCUCACUCAUUACAUCCUAUCUACUAUUUCAAGACAUGAUUCUGUGUCUUGUCUACCAUACCUAGAUCAGUGAAGUCUACUGCUCCUUCCAAGCUACGCAGCUGCAAACAAUAUCUCUUUUUGCCCAGCAGCCUCGUUUGUUCUACUUACCUACAUCCUAUCUAUUACUCAACCUCGAUCCUUGUCCAUAUACCAAUCAUGGAUAGAAAAAAUCACGGGUCGACCCCCAACUUGUGUCACCAAUUUUUACGCUUGGGAAAAUGCAGAUUUGGUGCGAAAUGCAAGUAUUUACAUGUCGCUUCGUCAUCUUCGUCGGCCCCAUCAGCCUCGUCAGUUUCACUUGAGACGCAAACACCGCGCAAUCACCGCCAGGAAGCCCGAGGUCCAGUCCAAGAUCGCCUUCGCGAAUGGAAAAGGCUACUCAAUCAACCUCCUUCAAGCUCUCGUACUACUUAUUCGUCUAUUCCUGCAAAUCAAAAAACAUGUGACGCAUUUUUCACGCUUGCUCUUGCGUUGAUAGGAGGAGGAGACAUUGGAGCUUCCCAGGAAACAGUCAAGUCAAUGGCCCAAGAUCCUGGCCUAGAAUUUAUCAAGAACCUCGUUGAUCAACAAAUCCCCCUGGCUGUAAAUGACUUGACCAAAGCACAUCUAUGGAAGGACCAGAUACAGCCCUUAUUUCAAAUCCUCACCCACCCUUGUGUUGUUGACUCUAAUGUGCUUGAACAACAAGUUGCUAUCAUUUGCAACUUCAUCCAGGGGAUUGGCGGAAGGCGGAUGGGCAUAUUAUAUGACUUUAUCCUGGACCUUCUCAACUCCUGGUCUCGCUUGCCUAUGGCUGGAGACGACAAGUACGGAAUAUCGACGUGUGAACUUUCACUUUCAGUCCUGGCCACUAUGAUCGACUGCAACACAAGCAACAUCGUCAAUGAUAACUUUGCCAGAGUUGUCAAGCGUUUUGAUACUCCUAUCCAAGCUGCCAGUCGUUCUGACAACGAAUAUUCCAAAUUACAAGCUCAGAAGCACCUGCAGUACCUUCACCAACGUCUCGGAGUUGGCAGCACACUCUCUGAAACUAAGGCAGCAAAGAAAACUCCUGUGACGCGAGCUGAGUUUAUCAUGCGCAAAGAUUUACCAGGCCGACUUUCGGCAGACGGUCCAAGACACGAUAACGAUCACGCUGACAUAUGUGACAUUAGAAUUCUCCCUACACAAGAAGAAAUUACGUCCGUACGUAAUGAAUAUUUACCCACUACCGAUACCUCCUCAUUUCACAUACCUGGAAUUCGAGGGCGCCUUGACAGAGAGUUCCGCCUGCUGCGGGAAGAUACCGUAGGCCAACUUCGAGAUGCAGUCAGCACUCAACUUAAGUCAAUGAGCGAUCCAAAAUACAAACAGGACCGUAGCAAUGGAAACGCUAUUCGUACCUACGCAUACGGGCAAGCAUCAAUCGUUAAUAUCGACUUUGAUAGAAACCGGGGCAUGGAUUUGUUGGUUCGGUUUCUCCAACCUAUGACCAAGCAGAGCGUCCAACAGCGCAGGGAUUGGUGGGGAAAUUCUAAACGUCUUCAGCCUGGUGGCCUUGUCUGCAUGCUUUCUGGAAAGGGCUCCGUGUUAUUCUGCGUGGUUGGCGAUAGCACCAUCAUAGCAAGCGACCAGAAAAGUACCAGAAAGGCAGAAGAGGACGAGGAGCCUGCACAGAAGUUAUCUCUGGCUGAUAAUGACCGAUGGGCUUAUGCUCACCUACACCUUGUUGAGGCCCGCCCAAAUGAUAUCGGCCAAGCACUUCGAUGGUAUAAGAAUAUUGGUAUCGAGCAGCAACUAUGUCUUGUGGAGUUCCCUCGUGUCCUCCUCCCUUCGUUCCAGCAUACACUUAUAGCGCUUCAGCGCAUGUCAAAAAAGUCCGAUGUUCCUUUUGACGAACUCCUUGCUCCAGCCAAGGAGGAACUAGAUUUGGGAAUCAAGGAUGUCGGACCUCCCCAGUAUACUACGAAGGCAAAAUUCUCCUUCGACCUGACAUGUCUUACGAAUGAUAGUACAACUCUCCGUCAUUCACCCCAGAAGCCGCUCGAACCGCAAGAGUUGGCAAGUCAUUCAUUGCUUGAUACAACUCAGUCAAGUGCUCUUCUGAACACAUUGAGUAGAAAACUGGCUUUGAUCCAAGGUCCACCAGGUACUGGAAAAAGCUUCACCGGCGAAAAGAUAAUAAAGGUUUUGCUUGCAAAUAAACGUCAGGCUGAUCUCGGUCCUAUUCUCUGCGUAUGUUAUACGAACCACGCCCUGGAUCAGUUGCUGCUUCACCUGAAGAAAGAUAAAGUCAAAAUUAUUCGAAUCGGGUCAGGAUCGAAAUCAGAAGAGUUAGAGGGCCUCAAUCUUCGUGUUGUGGCUCAAGCCGCAGAUCGGACCAAGGCUGAAAAGGGUAGAAUAUGGGAUCUAAGGUCAGAACGCAAUGACCAUGUUGACACGAUAGCACGGCUGGUCAAUGAACUUGCUGUUUGCCAAACCCCAGUUUCUAUUCGGAACCAUCUUUCUUUACAUAAUAGCAGCCACCACAACGCUCUAUUCGGGAUCGAGGAUGAAGAGGGAUGGCAGCAGCAACAGCAUCGAAAACCUGGCCAACUUUUAAGCACAUGGAGAAAUAGCGGCCCCCGGGAAGCCCGUCCUCCUCGCGACAUAACCCAGUUGAUUUACGCAGACGUUUGGAAGAUGACGCACUCUGAAAGGACGUGCCUCUACAAUCAUUGGCUGCGAGAAAUGCGCGAUCCGCUCAUAACUGAGAUCAUAAAUAAGUACAAGAGUUAUGAAGCUACUACAGACGAGCUGGAAAAGGUGUCUCGCGACGUCGACCUUCGAUGCCUCCACGAGUCAGAUGUGGUUGGUGUUACAACUACUGGUUUAGCAAAAAACCUUCGCCUCCUUCAAAAGUUAAGAUGCAAAGUCAUGCUCUGCGAGGAGGCCGGGGAGGUUCUCGAGGCGCAUACUCUUACUGCCUUCCUACCCUCUGUUGAGCAAGCUAUUCUUAUCGGCGACCACCAACAAUUAAGACCCCAGAUUGUAAACUACGAACUCCAGAGCACGAGCCCAAGAGGCGCUCAAUAUUCCCUUGAUGUGUCUCUGUUUGAGCGUUUAAUUCAACCGCCACACGACACAGACCCAAGGUUACCAUAUGAUACGCUAGAGACUCAGAGACGAAUGCACCCUAGCGUCUCAGAGUUGAUUCGAUCGACACUAUACCCUCAGCUUGAGGAUGGCGGUAAGGUAGCUGAUUACCCAAAGAUAUAUGGGAUGAAAAAGCGCCUAUUUUGGAUGCAUCACGAGUCGCCCGAGGACCGAGAAGUCCAGCUUGAUCCAACGACAACUUCACAUACGAAUACCUUCGAAGUCGAUAUGACUAUAGCACUUGUCCAGCAUUUGGUAAGACAAGGAUCUUACGGCUCAGACGACAUCGCUGUCAUCACACCUUAUCUAGGGCAACUCAAUCAACUUCGGCGGGAGAUGAGCAGAUUAUUUGAGAUUUCUGUUGGCGAGCGAGAUCUAGAAGAGCUAGAAGCUCUCGACUCUGAUCAAUUAACAGCUGGGAAUGUGUCAUCCCAACCGCAUAAGCCCACCGUGGUUAAGAAAACCCUCCUGAAAAGCAUUCGAUUAGCAACCGUCGAUAACUUCCAGGGCGAAGAAGCGAAAGUCGUCGUAAUUUCGCUCGUGAGGAGCAACUCCGCGAACAAAUGCGGAUUCUUGAGCACACCUAAUCGUAUCAACGUGCUGUUAUCUCGUGCUCAGCAUGGGAUGUAUCUGAUCGGCAAUGCGAACACCUACAGACAUGUGCAUAUGUGGGCAAAGGUUUUGGAAAUCCUCGGUGCGAAGGGGAACUUGGGAACUCAGCUGGAACUACACUGUCCACGACAUCCAAACCCCGAUACACCCCUCCUAGUAUCAAAGGCUGACGAUUUCUUGCGAGUUGCGCCUGAAGGAGGAUGUAUACUCCAGUGCGACAAACGCCUGCCGUGCGGACAUUCGUGCAUCAAUAGAUGCCAUCAUGAGAACUUACACAACGCUGUCAAAUGCUUAGAGCCUUGCCCCAGACCCAAAAAGGGAUGUCAGCAUACUUGCAAGUUAGUUUGCGGAGAACCUUGCAAGCCUAAAUGCGACGAACAUCUGAAAAACAUCAACAUUACUCUUGCUUGUGGCCACAGGAUUUCUACAGCUUUAUGUUGGCAAGCACAGGAUCCCUCUUCUAUAGUUUGCAAGCAAAUGGUCUCGAAGGUCGUGCCCGGUUGUGGGCAUACCGUUGAAGUGCCUUGUCAUACAGAUGUCAGCGUGGACACUUACAAGUGCAGAAAAUCAUGUCUCGACCCUCGACCAUGUGGCCAUGACUGCCAAAGUUCAUGCUACGAAUGCAAGCAAAGGAAAGAUGGCAAAAUUAUCAGCACAGUCCACCCUUUCUGCAAGCAAGUUUGUGGUCGUGCAUAUACAACGUGCCGUCACACGUGCCGAGAGCCAUGCCAUGGCAAAGCUGAGUGUCCACCAUGUCUAGCAUCGUGCGAAGUUCGAUGCAGUCACUCUAAGUGUAGCAAGAAAUGCUACGAGCCUUGUGUGCCAUGCGCCGAGCAGACAUGCGCGUCGCAAUGCCCUCACGCACGAUGCACGAUGCCAUGUGCAGCACCUUGUGAUUGGGUGCCUUGCUCAAGGAGAUGCGAAGAGAUUUUGAGUUGCGGGCAUCAAUGUCCAUCCAUAUGCGGAGAGACGUGUCCUAGCGAGAAAUUCUGCCAGACUUGCUGCUCCGAGGAGAUAAAGUCGGUUGUGGUGGACUUCAUCAUGGGUAUGCAAUACCAUGAAAUCGACUUAAACGAAGAUCCCUGCAUCUUCCCGGACUGUGGCCAUUUCGUUACGAAGACUAACAUGGACGGUAUUAUGGAUAUGAAGGUCCAUUACGAAAUAUCAGCCGAGGAUAACCCAACCGCUGUCCUCAACACUUUGCAGCCAUUCUCCAUGGAUGAGGUAAAGCCUAAGGUCUGUCCGAAUUGUCGUGGAUCUCUACGCAAUAUCUCCCGAUAUGGAAGGAUCGUCCGAAGAGCUAUGCUCGAUGAAGCUACAAAGAAGUUUGUUAUCUGGUCUCAAGCUGAGUAUAGCAAGCUUGCAGAACUUCUACUCGACAUACAGGGGCACAUCGUAGAGGCCUCACCACCUCCCCGGACUCUGCAGAAAGAUGACCGCUCCAAAAGGAAAAUCCUACCGGCUGGUCGUGCAAUCCAGAUAAACCUCAUCCGCGAGUGGGUUGGCGGCUCUAGGUACGAUGAAGCAUUGAAACUAUGGCAGCGAAUCAGUAGUUUCCUUGGGCAAGUGAGAAGAGAAGAGCAACCUUUCCAGCGCGUCAACGACUUUGUCCAGCACGCAACGCGGUUGCGAAAAACACAGGGAAUAUUUGCCUUCGACGAGGCGACGAUCCAAAAUAAAGGGUACUUACAAGCGUGCACGCUCUCCCUGAAAUGCGAUAUCAUCAUCGUCACAGACUUCAUGGUGCAGCGAAAAUCUCUGCUCGAGUCUCGGCCGAAGCUUAAUUUGGACUUCGCACAACAUAUGAAGGAAUGCGAGACCCUGGCAGAGCGUGCUCAAGUUACAGGGCAUCCGAGACAAGAAACCGAAGCCCACAUAUAUUUCGCACGGUUUUGCGCCUUCAGCAGAGCGUUGGCCCCGACUGAGAAAUCGGAGGGCGAGUCUAACACCAAUGCGGCAAACGAAGAGAAACUCAAAGAGCAGGGUAAAGAACACCUAGUUGCCGCUCGCAAACUAGUUACAAAAUAUGGCGAGCAGACCAAAGGGUUGAUGGCGGAGAUCGAGACAGCAGAAAAGAUGCUGCGUGAUAGCGUGUUCUACGACCCUGUUUCUACGGACGAGUUGCGGGAGGUGUACCGUGCCAUGGCGGCCGAGUUCUCCGGAACAGGACACUGGUACUUAUGUGCGAAUGACCAUCCAUUCACGAUCGGCGAGUGCGGGAUGCCGAUGCAGAGGGCGCUCUGUCCGGAGUGCGGUGCGCCUGUCGGCGGUGCCAAUCACGCCCCUGAUGCGGGCGUGCAGCGCGCAGAUGAGAUCGAGAACCUUGCUCGUGGUCUUGGGGGAAUGGGAAUUAAUUAAGCUGGAUAUCAGGGCUUGGGUGCCGCGUUUGUAUUGCGAUGUUCUCGAUGGAUGAAUAGGAAAAAGUCACAUCUGACCACCACGCCGUAUGGCCAUCGCGUGAUCCUAUAGCAUGGUCGCUUUUACAUAGCAUUGAUUUAGGUGUAGGCGUCUUAUUAAAUAAAUUGCGUUCUGUCUUUCGCGGGAAAUCACUGCCAUUUGAAAUAAUAUUUGUCCGUAUGAAGUCGGUCCAACACAAGUCACGUACAAGCCCAUCAUCAGUCGAACUAAUCAGAUUUUCGUAA
Daldinia caldariorum is the source of this 6531-nucleotide messenger RNA. RefSeq lists its product as uncharacterized. Gene Ontology annotation, biological process: regulatory ncRNA-mediated heterochromatin formation. Bases 320 to 6247 code for a protein of 1975 amino acids. Gene Ontology annotation, molecular function: zinc ion binding; helicase activity. The record is from RefSeq and is a predicted model, not a curated record. Lineage: Eukaryota; Fungi; Ascomycota; Sordariomycetes; Xylariales; Hypoxylaceae. The transcript has 4 exons. Gene Ontology annotation, cellular component: nuclear RNA-directed RNA polymerase complex; nucleus.